Ricinus communis (castor bean) is the source of this 1157-nucleotide messenger RNA. RefSeq lists its product as uncharacterized. NCBI's taxonomy places the organism in Eukaryota, Viridiplantae, Streptophyta, Magnoliopsida, Malpighiales, Euphorbiaceae. The transcript has 2 exons. The coding region runs from base 20 to 1054 and encodes 344 amino acids. The record is from RefSeq and is a predicted model, not a curated record.
ACAUAAUUAGUAUAGUAACAUGGAAAGCAGAAUCGUGGAAGAUCGAAACCCAGAGCUUGAAGAAAGUUUCUCAUUUAGCAGCUACGACUUCAAUUCCUCUUCCUCUUUUGUAUUCUUCUCUGAUAACGAAGAUAUUGAUGACAAUAGUGAUGAUGAUGGGGGCGGUGGUCGUGAUUCUUAUAUCGAAAUAGCUCUUGAACCCGCAAAUAUUCACCAGAAAAAUAAAUACGAUAAUGAUGAGGAGGAGGCAAUGGAGCUUCGGAUAUCAUUUUCAUCAAGCAUCCCAUUACCAGAUCAAGAAACAAACACGGCAGAAUUAUGCGAGUCUGUGGCUUCCUCUGCUUCAUCAUCGUCUUCUUCGUUUACUUUCACCUCUUCAUUCACCGAGAGUCAACGGAAUACAGAGGCGGAGUCAAAGCAGCCUUCUGAUUGUACAAAACAGGAGAAGACUAUUAAAAGCAAGGUUCAUAAGACGUUCAGUUCUAGUUUCAGGAUAUACUCGCCGGAGAUUGAUGUCGGUGAUAGUUCAGCCGACACCGCCCGCUUGAACCUCGUACCUGCCAGCAAUAGCAGAAAGAAUGUACCAAAGAUAGCAACAACAACAAUGAGUAGUACUGGCAUGUUGAUGAAUUUCUUCGUGAAAUUGCGAGUCUCGAAAUUAAAAACAUUGCUAGCCUCAUUUCUGAAAGCCUCUCAGACAAACUCUGGAAGACACAAAGGCAAGAAACCUGAAGAGACUUUCAGGACGAAUUAUCGGAACCUAAUUAACCCAAUAGACAAGGGAUCAGCAGCAGCAGAACGAAAGCAAGGAAACGGAGAGAAAUCAAGAAUGUUGGAGCUGAACUUGGAUGCGAUUAAAGAGUAUGUGCUGGAAGCCAUGAGUAUUACCAGCCUUGGUCGUAGAGAUAGAAGAACAAAAAGUUGCCCUGUUUCUACCAAGUCUUCCCCAAUUCACCUACGAUCUAUGAGCGAGAGUAAUAAGAUGUCUGCUACAGAAAACUCCAUUCAGGCAGCUAUUGCUCAUUGUAAGAGAUCAUUGGGCCCAAAUAUUUGAUUUAUAUUUGGUUUUUCAGAAACUUUUCUUUCCAUUGAAGUGAAGUAAAGCUUUAUGAGAAUUAUAACAUGGUGGCUUCGUCCUCCCAAUUAAUUUUCUUGAA